Molecule: messenger RNA, 4851 nt
Organism: Athalia rosae (coleseed sawfly)
Lineage: Eukaryota; Metazoa; Arthropoda; Insecta; Hymenoptera; Athaliidae
Gene: 5PtaseI
Exons: 11
Coding region: 164-2938 (924 amino acids)
Biological process (GO): phosphatidylinositol dephosphorylation
Molecular function (GO): inositol-polyphosphate 5-phosphatase activity
Source: RefSeq, a predicted model, not a curated record
GAAAAAAUUAAGAACAGAUAAACAAAUAUCUAAUUUUAAGGUGAAUCCUGCAGAGCCCCAAUUGAAUGGUGUGAAAAUUAAAUGAAAAAGAACUCUCGACAAAGUGAAAAAUGAUUAAAUAAAUGUGUAGAAAGCAAACAAAAAGAUAUUCAAAAAAUCCGAGAUGGCAGGUUAUGUUCCGGUUCUUUUGAUCACAGCCAACGUUGGCAGUAUAUUCGAAGAGCCCGGUGUCAUGCUGAAUAUAUGGACGGAAGAAUUUCUAGCUACAAUAGCCCGUUUAGAUCCCAAGUUCAUAGCGCUUCACUGCCAAGAAGUUGGUGGAAAAAACUACGAGCAGAGCAUGAGGCACGUUGAGUAUUUUGUUAGGCUGUUGAUGUCCUCGGAGGAAUUAAGGCUGUUUGAUAAAGUGAGGGUUUUUCUGGAUGAAGACUUCUCAUCGGCUGAACACUUCACCGCUUUGGGAAAUUUUUAUUUUGUGCACGAGUCGUUGAAAGACGUACUUUUAUGGGACUUCAAGGAAUCCAGUUUUGUACCCGUGAGCGGAAAGGAGGUUCAUUCCGGAAACAUAGAGGCAGUAACUACCAAAGAAAAAGCAAAGUUUCCACAGGACUUUUUUCCGGAGUGCAAAUGGUCGAGGAAAGGCUUUCUACGGACUCGGUGGAGCAUCAGUGGAACAGUUUUUGAUCUCAUAAACAUUCACUUGUUUCACGAUGCCAGCAAUUUGGUUGCGAUGGAAACGUUUCCUUCAGUAUACAGUAAAACGCGGAGAAGAGCCUUGGAGCACACACUGGAUCGAUUUCACAACGAUCAGUAUGCGAACGUCCCCUACUUCCUAUUUGGAGAUUUUAACUUUAGGACGGACACCGCCGGUGUCAUAAAGAAACUUACAGAAGACACUCAAGAGAGUAAACUGCCAAAUCAAAACAACUUUUCGAAGCUGCAAUUCCAUAACACAGACGAUGAUUUGAUCCUCACUUUGGGCAAGAAAGAAUUUUCCCAUUUUAAACACCAGCACAUGUUCAUGAAUAAUAGUGCUGAAUGGCUUCGAGAGUACGAUAGAGAGCUUGAAGACUUUGAAGGAAGAUUGUUGGAGUUCCCAAUUAAUUUUUCACCCAGCUACCCGUUCGAGGAGAACAUUAAGGAAGGUAGCAACUAUAUGAAAACUAGAGUUCCAGCAUGGUGCGAUAGGGUCUUACUGAGUCCUACCGCUAAAACGAUCGCUGAUCAAACUUCAACAUCUGGUGCGGUGGAAUAUGGCAUUAUCGGUCCAACUACGUGCAUGGGCGAUCACAAGCCGGUCUACCUGAGACUUGUACUUCUUUCGGACGCAGGUACAGUAAACUGUUGCCGCUUGGCUAACGCUCCGCAGUUUUGCUUCCAAGUGCCUGACAGUUUCGUCGAUACGUUGUCUUUGUUGCCUGAUUGCCGUAGUUACCUUAGUAAAGCAGUGCAUACCGAACACUCGGCUAAUCUUUUGCACGCUGCGCCUGUUAAGCAUGAUCCAUACACUCCGGACAGCAUGGAUAGUCCUAGUCCUCGCGUAUUAGCUGUUACUGGCGAGGUACCGGACAUAGAUUUAAUGAAUAACAUCAACGAAGAAGUCGACGAGGAUGUCGAACCUGCGCAUCGUGUUUCAAGUGCUUCUAAGCGAGUGAACAUGGCAGUGUCACCGGCAUUGCUGAAGUCGAAAUUGGAGCUGAUCGUUCAGAGCAAGAGUCGAGACUCCAGACUCGAAGUAGACGACGAUGUUGAGAUUACAAAAAGUUUGAGCGAAUGUGACCUAGAAAACGACGCCAAAUCUGCUGGAGUCAAGAAGGAGCGAAGAAGUAGCGAUGUUUCCUGGCAGAGAUCGCAUUUGCUGACUCGUGCAUGGGUCCAGGGUAGAGGGCAUCAGAGUUACGAUUCUUUUCACUCAAAUUCAACCCGCAGAUCCUGUUCUAGCUCCGAUUCUAUGAAUCUGAACGAUGUGCCACCCGAUAUGGUGAUACCCAGAAUAGCCAUAAUUAAUCCUAGUAAUUUUGAAUCGAAUGAAAGUUCUGUACAUCUUCACGAUGACAGACAAAGCUGCUCUUACUCCGAAACAAGGCUGAGCAGUUAUUCGGAUAAUAGAACAAAAACUGUAAGCGGAGAAGCCUCGAGUUUAGAAAAGUCCAACGAGAUUACCAGCAGCGUAUUUCAGGAGCGAGGAGAUGCUGGCCUCGACAUGAAGAAUAUUUAUGUCUCGGUUACAGAAUUAGAAGUACCCGACAAGUUAACCGGGAUGUAUUUACUUGAUGAUUGCAGUAUUACCAGCACUUUGGAUACAAAUUUUACAAAAUUAGAAAAAACUUAUUCAACAGUAGGGACACCAAAGGCGCAAGACACAUUCGACUCAAAAUCUAUGUGCAAAGACAACAAUAAUCAAUACAUACUCGAGGACGAAAAAUUGGAGAUUCUCAGGUCUGGAAAGGAAGGGAAAUCUCAGACAAUGGAAGCAAACAGUGAUUCAGGAGAAAAAAAAGUGGAUCAAAAAUCAACGACUUCAAACAAGGAUGAAGAUUACAAGUGUAGUAAUUCUAUCACGGAGGAGAAUGAUUAUUCAAAUAUUGGAAUAGAAACAAUGGAUCUAGAUAAAAGUCAAGUAGAAGAUAAGAUAAAAAGUGAAACCAGCGAAACGCCAAAAAUUUUUGAAUCACAGCGUAGUGAUAUUAAUGUGAUAAAUGAAAACCUGAAUACGUACGUUAGUAACGCAGUAUCAUCGAAUGAAGUAGAUUUAUCGAAACCAGAAAAUCGCGAAGAUAUUUUGAGUUCCAGGAACACGACGCGAAGUAACUCAACACAGAGUCAGGACGGUAAAGUAAGACUAAAAUUAACAGCACAUCGGGUAACUGAGAAGUGUAAAAAUGAUAUUGCCAAAGAGAAAGGCAAGUGCAAGAGAUGCUGUUGCACGGUAUCCUGAAAUUGAAUAGACCUUGUUUCGAAAAAAAAGUUAUUUCAAAUUUAUAUUUAUUUUUCUACUAUUAGAUCGUACAAUUAUUCGCGCAACAUUAUUAUCAAUCGUGUCAGUUCUGAAUCUCAUUUUUUCAACAUUCGCUGUUAUUUAUCUAAAAAUAUUAUUUUAACGAAAGUAGCUGGACCAUAAGUAUUCCAAGCAUGAAGUGGAGAGAAUUAAGUCAACUUCUUUGGAGGCAUGGAGCGAUGCUCGAAUCAGAAAAUAUUCGUAUACGUAUCUGUUAGUGAGGUGAUUCAUUUUAAUACAAUAAUUAAAUUGAAUCCGAGUAUAGUGAUAUGAAGGAGACACCUUGUUCGAUGUAUUAUGCCUGGAUAAACAAUGAUCCACAUCAUUAUACUUUGUAUAUAAUCUGCAACUAUUGCAUAGAUUAUAAAAUUCAGUUGCUAUGUUGACUGUGAUUAAUUUUAAAGAAAUAUUACGUUGAUUUUAAAGAGCUGCACAGAGCUCAAUGGCAUCCUGGUAUUUGGAUUAAACUGCCAACGUUUCUAAUAAUCAUGCAUUGUAAUAGAUUGAGUGUGACGAGAUAAAUAGUUUGUACUCGACAUUCUUUUUUUCUCAUUUUUUCUGCUUUGAAUCUUUGAAGCGCACAAAUAACCUAUUUUCAUUUCAAUCAAAGACAUACACUAUCGCACCCUCGCUUAUGUAAAUUUUAUUACUAUCAACAAUCAAUUCUAAGUCGAAGCCAAAUUAUAAUUUUAAGCUACAAGUUACUAAAAUAGCAAAGAAUCAGAAUCUCUUGGACUGCAGUGAAAGAAAAGCCGUACUAACAAUAAGUUAAGGUGUCAGGUUCGAUCAGGUACCUUGAUUUUUCUGGAAGUUAUCAAAUAGUCCUGAGAGAUCCCAAAAACGUUACAGAAAUAAACUCUCAUCACAGCUAUUUUGGAUAUUAUACUCGCUAUUGGAAUGAGAAACAUAUCGGAAGUGGCAGAGUACUUUGAUCUAUGAUAUUUUUCAUUCCAUGAAUAUUUUUUCUAUCGUGUAGUGCAAUGGGUUCGAGUGCUCGGGCUAACUGGUUUCGUUACGAGACAAAAAUUAUAGAUGUAGUGAAAGAAGUACUGAUUUCGCUGAGUAUUAUAGUUAGUUUAUCAUUCGCCUCAACGACAGUCACCGUACUGUCAGUUGCAGCGAACACCUGUUAUCGUAUUAUAAUUGUUACAUACAAGUUUAUUGGCAAACAAAAAUGGACAUUAAAAAAGUGACAGUGUACAGUAUUUUUGGCGGAGAAAAAAAACAAUAUCCAAUGCCCUUCGCACUUCUAACUGUUAGAGAAGCGACCACCGAAAUGUUUGGGCUAAUUCCUAGCGGUUUGCAGUAGAUUUUUCUCUUUUGACUCAAGAAUUUAUCGGUAUGAUUAUUUCUUCAGAUGAAUAUGACCUGAGAAAUUGUUGGAUUUUCUAGAAUCUGAGUUCUAAUGGACCGUAUUUUUAAAACAAUUGGGCGAUUUCGACUCAAAGGGGGAGCGUAAGACCUUUUUUUAGCUUGACGAUUACAAAUCAAUAAUUAAAAUGACCCAAGUAUCAAACUGUAGUUCACUAGAUCAGAGGUCAAGGAAAAAGAUGUAUUAUUAUAGGUGUAAAUUUAGCUAAAUUAUGUUUUGCCAUAUUAAUUUUUAGAGUAUUCAAUGAUCCGGUGUUUUAUUGUAUAUGUAUGUACUAUACAUUUGUAUAGUAACUGUGUAGCGAUUUUAACAUUGCAAUUAGUCAUUGAUAGUUGUUAUACGAUAUUGGUAGUUAUGUAUCAUACCUAGAAAACAGCUUGAUUACGGAUAAAUCAGUAAUGUGUAAAUAGAUGAUAUUGUAUUGAAUAUUAUCAUUAUUAUUCUUUUUUUGUAAAUAUAAACUAUUAUUUUUUGAUAGUUA